Messenger RNA from Rhinolophus ferrumequinum (greater horseshoe bat), 4480 nucleotides. It is a transcript of the gene SPRED3, whose product is annotated as sprouty related EVH1 domain containing 3. Gene Ontology annotation, molecular function: protein kinase binding. The record is from RefSeq and is a predicted model, not a curated record. Gene Ontology annotation, cellular component: membrane. The transcript has 6 exons. NCBI's taxonomy places the organism in Eukaryota, Metazoa, Chordata, Mammalia, Chiroptera, Rhinolophidae. Gene Ontology annotation, biological process: multicellular organism development; negative regulation of MAPK cascade. Bases 164 to 1411 code for a protein of 415 amino acids.
UUCUUCCAGUCUCCCACUCCCUCCCCCCUCGCCCCGGCUCCUGGUGCCCGUUUCUAGCGCCGCCGGAGCCUGCGAGGGAGCCGGAGAGAACAGGAGGAGGAGGAGGAGGAGGAGGCCACGUCGCCACCGCUCGGAGCCCGGCUGGAGCCUCCCAGGCAGGUACAUGGUUCGGGUCCGAGCUGUGGUGAUGGCCCGAGAUGACUCCAGUGGGGGCUGGCUGCCUGUGGGGGGCGGGGGCCUCAGCCAGGUGAGCGUAUGUCGGGUCCGAGGGGCCAGGCCCGAGGGGGGGACCCGCCAGGGGCACUACGUCAUCCACGGGGAGCGCCUCCGGGACCAGAAAACCACUUUAGAGUGUACCCUGAAGCCAGGCUUGGUUUACAACAAGGUGAACCCCAUCUUCCAUCACUGGAGCCUGGGUGACUGCAAGUUUGGGCUGACGUUUCAGAGUCCUGCAGAGGCUGAUGAGUUCCAGAAGAGUCUGCUGGCUGCUCUGGCAGCACUGGGUCGAGGCUCGCUCACUCCCUCUUCCUCCUCCUCUUCCUCCUCCUCCUCCCCUUCCCAGGACACUGCAGAGACCCCCUGCCCUCUGACGUCCCACGUGGACAGCGACUCCUCCUCCAGUCACAGCCGCCAGGAGACGCCUCCCACCAUCUCGGCGGCAGCCCCCAUCAUCACGGUGGAGUCAGCUUCUGGCUUCGGGCCGGCCACGCCCUCCCAGCGCCGCCGCUCCUCCACUCAGAACUACCCUCCGCUCCUACCUUUCACGGGAAUUCCGGAGCCCUCAGAGCCCCUGGCCGGGCCCGGGGGCUCGGGUUGGGGCGGCCGCGGCUAUGAGGAUUACCGGCGCGCCGGGCCGCCGGCGCCCCUUGCCCUGUCCACCUGCGUCGUGCGCUUCGCCAAGACUGGCACGUUGAGGGGCGCAGCUCUGAGGCCCCCCGCCGCCCUACCGGCCCCUCUCACAGAGGCUGUGCCCCCAGCGCCUCCGGCUCGCCCGCCCCCGGGCCCAGGCCCCGCCACGGCCCCGGCGCCCGCCAAGGCCUCCCCGGAGGCAGAGGAGGCAGCGCGCUGCGUACACUGCCGCACGCUCUUCCGCCGCCGAGCAGACGGGCGAGGUGGCCGCUGCGCGGAGGCCCCAGACCCAGGUCGCUUGCUGGUGCGCCGUCUCAGCUGCCUGUGGUGCGCCGAGAGCUUACUCUACCACUGCCUGUCGGACGCCGAGGGCGACUUCUCGGACCCGUGCGCCUGCGAGCCGGGCCACCCACGCCCCGCUGCGCGCUGGGCCGCGCUGGCUGCGCUCUCUCUAGCUGUGCCCUGCCUCUGCUGCUACGCGCCCCUGCGUGCCUGCCACUGGGUGGCGGCACGAUGCGGCUGUGCUGGCUGCGGGGGUCGCCACGAGGAGGCAGCGCGGUGAGAACGGCCUAGUGGGUCCGGUCCCUGGACCAAGGACCCAAAACUGAUGAUCCCGGACCCCGGACUCCAUACAGACCCCCAAACCCAAACCUAGGCACACCCGCAACUUGGAGCUCGAGUUUGGUUUGAGACCACAGACCUGGAACCUGGACCCCAAACCUAGGAUUGAGAGACCUCAGACCCAGCUUCUUUGGGAUCUGUCCAAGAGGUCCCAGGCACCUGAGUCUGGCGUCCCCAUCCCUUCUCCCCGACCCCUGGCCUAGACUGGAGAUUCAAGGCGUCCCAGGCUCCACACCUCAGGAAGGCCUAGGAGCCCAUGGAUCCCUGACAGAGGCAGGGUCCUGAACCCUCAGAUUAACAGCCCCAGAAUUAGUCAGGAGUUGCCAAUACCUGACGCUGCCUGUAUACAGUUACUCCCAGAUCUUGAGACCACAGGACCCAGAAUCACCCUCAAAUGGUCCCUAAAUGCUCACCUAAAACCUGGGUCACCCAUAUCAGAUAUUCUUGUAGCCCCAGGACCCCUGAAACACAGAGCCCUCUUAAGAUGCUAUGAGUCCUUGCAUAUGCUCAGAUGUUCUCUGACCAAAAUGACUUGGGAGACCCAUCUCAGAGCACUGCUCCCGUCCCACCAAGAUCCAGAUAUCAGACUCCAAGAUGCUUCAGGAGCCAGGGAUCAAAGGCCUGUAUAGACCCACCAACCCCAAGCCAGUGUUCCCAGGAGCUUUGUGUCUCUUAUGUAGGACUCUGAGGUGCCUAGUACCCCGAUAGAGGACUAAAGGCCACUAACACCUCAGGGCCCAAGACACUGGUCCCAAGUCUUCAGCCCUCUUGGACUUGGAUUUCAAGCCCCAGAAUGUCCUGGAAUCUUUGGCUGCUUUGUACCCACAGAUCCCCAAUCUUCUAAAGGCUGGGAGUCCAGCUCCCAGGGGAUGGGAUGUUCAUGGCAGUGCACACCUCUGACUCCUUGUCCCCCAGCCCGAGUGACACCCAAGGUGCUUUAGGAGCACUGGAUCCAAGACCCCAAGGUGCCACUGACCUUCCAAAUUCAGGGCUCAAACCUACACAACAUUGGGAUUGUCCCUGACACCAAGACCUUGGUCCCUUCCUAUCAGAGACAGCUCUGAGGUGCUUCAGGACCCUAGCACCUCCAGAUCUGAUUUCUCUGGACUGGAACCACUCUAGCCUGAUACUCCCUGAGACCUGCUGCCCCUUGAAUCCUGCUAUCCAUAUGCCCCUGAAACCCCAAGGUCCCAAGACUCUGGAAUUCUAGUCCCAAGGGCCCCAGCCCAAGCCCCCAGCAUCCCACAGAAUCACCCCUUUACCCUAAGGGGAGAAACCCUACCAUUCUGAGCUCAUGUUCUGGAUUCCAGGACCAAUGAGAGCUCCCCGAUUCCCAUCUCUAGGACUCAGCAUCACCACAGAUGAUUUUGCAGGCUGUUCACCAAGCAAAGGCCAAGGUGGUGAGUGGGGCUAGAAUUCACACCUCAUUCUGCUCGCCACACCGUGCCCUCAGAGGAAGGUGUGCUUUUUUCUGAGUUACACAAAGGCAACUUUUGGGCUAGUUAUGGCUCUGCUGAUCUCUCUGUCUCUGUCUUUCUGUCUCUCUCUCUCUCUCCACUACUCCACCCUCUACCCCCAGCCUUGUGGACUCUCCCCCAAGCCCAACUUUGAGCCCUAGCUCUAGUCCAAGCUUUUUAUGUUCUGCCUUCCAUUAACCCCUUCUCCUCCAUCUCAGAGUUGGGGAUUGCUUCAGAAAAUUUGAAAGCUUGUUUCAUGGCCCUCACACCCCUUUGGGGGCUGCUACAGUUUCUUUCCCCUUAGUGGACUGGAACUUCCAGAGUACCUCAAAUAUGAUGGCCUGAAUGGGGGGGUGGUCAAGGUCUUGGAGCAAGACAAUCUCAACGUUGUAUGGGCUUGGGACCUGCAUCUGGUCCCAAGCAUCUGAAAAUGUGCACUUACCUUUCUUCAUUACCAGACUUGAUUGGCCUUGUGGGAGUUCAAGGGAUAAGUCAAGGGGGCCAGAGGGAUAGAGCCUUCUGUGACUCCUUUAAAUUAUUAACUAUUACAUCCGGAACCUGUGCGAUUCAGCUCUCCCAAACCAGAUCCUGGAAUGGGUGAAAGAAAAGGGGGGUGUCCCUCCCAUCCCCACUCUGCCCAGCUCUCAUCACUGUCAGACCCACCAGAGCUGAGGGCGGAGGGCCUGGGGGCUGGGGAUGCCUGGAUCCCCGUGCCCCUCUCUGUGCCUCGGUCUCCUCCCUUCCGUGGUGGGCGGGGGGGAAGCUCCAUUCUUAACCUACCUCGUUUUGGGGAGGGGUGGGAUAGGGGACCAGAGUGCUGUAAGGUGCUGUGGGAUUUGCGAAAGAAGCGGUGGGGGCCGGGGGAAGGUUCCCCCGGCCCCCACCUCCCAGCACCACCUCCUCCCAGGUCUCCCAGUCCUGCUCCCUGCUGUUACCCACCUCUGAUCCAUGAAUUCUCUUCAUCACCCCCAAAUCGGGUGCAUGGAGGGCUGACCCUGGGAGCCAGGAAGACCUCAGACCCUGGAGCCCCCAGGCCCAAUUUCCCAGCUGCUUGCCCCUCCGAUUGGAUGCUUGGCCCCCCCAGACGUUUAUCUUCCUGAUCUUGAUUCCAAGCCAGUCUGUGAUCUCAAUACUGUUAUUGUCAGUGCAGGCUGAAGUGGUGGGGGAGGAUGGGGGCCAAAGACCCAGCCUUGUCAUCGGGGGAGGAGGCAUGAGGUAUCUGCUCCAAGAAACAUUAUGACAAAGUCUCAGCCUGUGUUCUUUAUUUGUAUUGAUGUGCCCUAUCCACUCACCUUCCUGAACUACUAAAGAAGUCUCCUACCCAAUUCUUUCUUCAUAUCCUUUAGUCCUAAGCAUACCCUCUAGCUGAAUUUUAUACAUUUAGUCACUCAAGUACAUUUAUCGAACACCCAUUAUAUGCCAAAGCCCUGUUCUAGAUUCGGGAUAAAGCAGUGAACAGACAAAAGUCAUUUCUGACAAGGAGUUUAUGAACUUUACAGUGAAAGAGACAAAUGACGUUAGAAAUUAUAUGUACUACAGAGAAAAAGUGGAGA